Molecule: messenger RNA, 1087 nt
Organism: Dicrocoelium dendriticum
Lineage: Eukaryota; Metazoa; Platyhelminthes; Trematoda; Plagiorchiida; Dicrocoeliidae
Source: the annotation of a GenBank genome assembly
AUGUGGUCCCUAUUCUUAAGUACCGUUUGGUUCCGGCUGUUGCAAAUUUUGCCCAUUAUCAACUCCGAAUUAUUUGUUCGGUUGGAAUCGUGCAAACGUGAAAUGCGUCCAGGAAACUGGUGCGAAUGGGGUACCUGGAGUUCUUGCAUCCGAUCCAGUUGUACUCGCUACCGUCGGCGUUUAUGUGAAUGUCCGGCACCACAGAAAUGGACCCCAGAGAAUCAAUGUGUUGCUGUACGGCCUCAAAAUGAUUACAUGAAUGGAUCGAAGCUUGUACUACAGACUCGCUACAUUCGGGAGACCAUCAGUGGUGAACAGUGCGAGAUACCAACUUUUAUGAGUGGAAAAUUCUAUCCCGAUUGCAUUCCUUAUUCGGAACUGAGCGACGAAGAUCAACAAACCGUCAGGUCCACCCACAGUGCGUGCCGAAGUCAUGGCGAAUUCCGGUCUUGUGAACAAGAUGAAGAAGGUGAUUUGAGAAUUGCUGGAAUGCAGGAAUAUGAUGUCGGAGCAUGCGACGGAUGGGGGAGGAGCUUGCAUCGGCGAUCGACUGCGGCUUCGACAGACCGGUUCACGUAUGGGGCUGACAGUGAACUGGGUCAACAGUGCACUUUUAGUGCAGACGAUCAAGUGAACCAAUGUCCGCAGCAUCACUUUUUCGGACCAACUUCCGCCAGUGAUUAUGGAAGGUUAACCAGUCUGGCGUACGAUAUAGACAGUUGUCGUUUCGCUUGCUCCAUACGACGGACUUGCCGAGUGAUGGAGUUCAUCAAAGGAGUGGAAUGUUCCCUUAUCGCUGAACGCGCCCCACUUGCAGACGAACACUAUUUGGGUGCAAUAGUUGAGACGAAACCUGAUACUUGUGAUGAACCGGUAGCUGAACCAUAUCCGUACGCGUUGGCGGUAUCUUUACUGGAGAAUAAACACGGAGGUGAAUGAAGAGAGAAGGAGAACCUUUGGAAAAUUUUGUGAAACAGAUGUUUCGCACCUUGUUACCCCUUCUCAAUCUAGUUUGUCUCCGUUCCUAUUUUAUUAAAUCCGAAGCUGAUAUCAGUCGUAGUUAUUCUAAUAAAAAUGCGUUUGUAAA